AUGGCAGAGGGAAACACAAGUAGCAGCAGAAGCAAGAAAUGGUCUUUGAAGGGGAUGACAGCUCUAGUCACCGGUGGAUCCAAAGGAAUUGGAUAUGAUAUUGUGGAGCAGUUAGCAGAGCUAGGAGCAACGGUGCACACUUGUGCUAGAAACGAAGCUGAGCUCAAUGAAUGCUUGCAUCAAUGGACCAUAAAAGGAUACAAAGUUACUGGUUCGGUCUGUGAUGUGUCAUCUCGUCCACAGAGAGAGGAGCUCAUAACUAGAGUCUCUUCUCAGUUCAAUGGCAAACUCAGUAUCCUUGUGAACAAUGUGGGAACAAACAUACAGAAACAGACAUUGGAUAUUACAGAAGAAGAUUUUUCAUUUCUGUUAAAUACCAAUCUUGAAUCUGCUUUUCACAUAAGCCAGCUUGUACAUCCACUCCUUAAAGCUUCAGAGUCUGCAAGUAUUGUUUUCAUAUCUUCCGUUGGUGGUGUAGCAUCACUAAAUAUAGGAACAAUCUAUAGUGCAACAAAAGCUGCAAUGAUCCAACUCACAAAAAAUUUGGCAUGUGAAUGGGCUAAAGAUAACAUAAGGACUAAUUGUGUUGCACCGGGACCGAUCAGAACCCCUCUUGGUGAAGAACACUUAAAAGAUGAAAAAGUUUUUAAUGGUUUCACUUCAAGAACUCCUCUUGGACGAAUCGGAGAACCGGAUGAGGUGUCUUCUUUGGUGGCUUUCCUAUGCUUACCUGCAGCCUCUUUCAUAACAGGGCAGACCAUUUGUAUUGAUGGUGGAUUAACUGUUAAUUGUCUCCUUAUAUAA
This is a messenger RNA of Lathyrus sativus (Indian pea), 804 nucleotides long. The record is from the annotation of a GenBank genome assembly. NCBI's taxonomy places the organism in Eukaryota, Viridiplantae, Streptophyta, Magnoliopsida, Fabales, Fabaceae.